Messenger RNA from Phytophthora nicotianae INRA-310, 183 nucleotides. RefSeq lists its product as hypothetical. NCBI's taxonomy places the organism in Eukaryota, Oomycota, Peronosporomycetes, Peronosporales, Peronosporaceae. The coding region runs from base 1 to 183 and encodes 60 amino acids. The transcript is spliced from 2 exons. The record is from RefSeq and is a predicted model, not a curated record.
AUGGAUGUAGAGAGCAUCGAAUUGACGCUGUUAUACCAGACGGCUCAAAGUGGACAGCACCACGAAGCUGACGAGGUCGUUAAGGACCGCGUGACGCCUACUCCGGCCACAAAGUUGAUCGCGAUGCACUUGAGACCUGACUUCACACCUUCAGUCUUCUUGGUCGUAGAGCUUGACGUCUGA